Messenger RNA from Malania oleifera, 2444 nucleotides. RefSeq lists its product as uncharacterized. Gene Ontology annotation, molecular function: phosphoprotein phosphatase activity. The transcript has 7 exons. NCBI's taxonomy places the organism in Eukaryota, Viridiplantae, Streptophyta, Magnoliopsida, Santalales, Ximeniaceae. The record is from RefSeq and is a predicted model, not a curated record. Bases 532 to 2025 code for a protein of 497 amino acids.
ACACAUGUCAGUUUUUCAUCGCUCAAUCCACGCGCUCGAUUCUUCUGGCGAGUACAGAUGACAAUAUAAUCGCCCACGGAGAUGGAGCCACACGGAGACUCCUUGGUAAGAAGGGAGUCAUAAGCGCAGGAAAAUUGCGAUUUCAUUUGUCCGGAAAACAUUUCUUAUUCGAUUUAUUAUCGCUCUUCGGACAAAAAAAUAUAAUUUUUUUUUCGAUUACUCUCUGUGUUUCCCUCUCUUUUCAAUCUUUGGAGGGAAAAACUCAUCCACAGUGUUAUUAAUCACGGCACUGGUAAAAAUUCUAGGGUUUCUGUUUUCUCCGAUUGCAGCUCGACUGUCUGGGCUCGUGAACUGUUUCUUUUGUAUUUUCGAUCUCAGCUGCCGCUGCUGCAACUUCGGCGUUUUGGGAUCUGCGCUUGUUCCAUCUGUCUCGGGAAGGACAUUUUGUUUCUGAUUCUUUUUACCAAUCUGCCGAAGUGAACUGGAUAAUAACAGCAUUUUCAACAUCAAGAUAUUCUUCUCGAUUUGGAUAUGCAAACCAAGAAAAGAGUUUCUGGAAGAAAUUCUUCUAGAGACCAUGCCAGUCCCAGGGUAUCAAGAUCUCAGAGAAAAGUAUCGGAAAUUGUGCAAGUUGCAGAAAAGAAAGUUGCAGAUAUAAUUACAUCUUCUGCUAGAAAACAGAAAUCAGCUGGCACCUUUCCGAAGAAAAUUGAGGAUCCAAUUGCUGCAACCAAUUUGAAUGCUAGAUGCGGCUUGCAGCAGGACAAGAUUUCUCAUGCUUGUUUGGGGUAUGAUGCAUAUAAUGGUGCUUCCUUGGACUGCAAGAGUUGUAGCAAGGAAACUGCCAAUCGCGAAUUGGAAACUAUAUUUUCUCCCGCCUUCCUUAAAUCAAGAAGUGUUGGAGGGGAAAUUGUAAAUGGAGUUGAUUUCAGCAAAUUUUUCCAUGGUGGAGACCACAAGUUCCAUCAGGAUUGUGAGCCAGGGCACUCAGAGGUCAAUGAAAAAAAAAAUUCUGAGUCUAUUAAUUCAGAGGUUCUUAAUGAGGAAAAAAAUUCUUCAAUAAAAGCAUCAUGUCCUGGUAAUAUGGAAGUGGAUAUAGAUAUAUCAUCCAAAACUUCAAGUGCCAAUUGUGCUGGUCAAUUGCUUUCAUCGUAUACAAAUGCUCAGAACUUCCCAUGUGAUGUGGAUUUUGGUGCCGACCUUCCAUCUGGAGUUUCAGCUAUAUACCUUGCAAUGAAAAACUCAAAGCUGGAAUGCAUUGAUGAGCACGAUCAAGAUCCUAUGUCAACCAAUGUCCAUGUAGAUGAGGAAGAUUUUGAGGAAUUUGAUGAUUUCGAUCCAUAUUUAUUCAUAAAGAAUUUACCAGACUUGUCAUCGGUAGUCCCAACAUUCCGGCGCAUGCUGUUACCCAAACAAACACGCAGUUGCCCUCCAAUUUCUCUUGUUUUGGAUUUGGAUGAGACCUUAGUGCACUCUAGUCUUGAACCUUGUGAUGAUGCAGACUUCACAUUUCCUGUGAACUUCAAUCUUGUGGAGCAGACUGUCUAUGUUCGAUGUCGUCCUCACCUCAGAGAUUUUAUGGACAAAGUUGCAGGUCUUUUUGAGAUUAUUAUAUUUACAGCCAGUCAAAGCAUUUAUGCAGAGCAGCUUCUCAAUGUGUUGGAUCCUAAAAGAAAAGUAUUUCGCCACCGUGUUUAUCGUGAAUCCUGUGUUUACGUGGAAGGGAAUUACCUAAAAGACCUGUCUGUUCUUGGCCGUGAUUUGGCACGUGUUGUCAUAAUCGAUAACUCUCCACAGGCAUUUGGGUUCCAAGUGGACAAUGGAAUACCUAUUGAAAGCUGGUUUGAUGACCGUUCUGAUCAAGAAUUGAAACUAUUACUACCGUUUUUGGAGAGCUUGGUUGGAGUUGAAGAUGUUCGACCACUCAUAGCAAAGAAGUUCAACCUUCAGGAGAAAGUAGCUGCAGCUGUUCAUCCUACUUCAAACUUGAAGAACGGGGAUCCUCUUGAAAGAAUCAAAAGAUGAACACUUGAGUGCAUAUCUAGUUCUUCAGUUCAUUGGAAUGUCGGCUAUGUUUUCCUUGUACCUUUAGGCCAUUUACUUCGAGGAAUAGCAUUCCUCUGAUUGAUAUUGAGCUUGCAAUGUUUUAGUUGAGAAUAGGGGGGGAAAUGUAUUUGGAUUUUGAUCAUGAUUUGAGUGGUCAGAAGCUUUCAGGGAGGGGAAAAAAAGACGGGGCAUGGGAAUGCAUGUUGCUUAAUUGGCAAAUGAGCUUGUCUUGCGACUCAAGACUUACCAAUGUCCUUGAGCUUGUAUGUAUUAUUUGCUGGUAGAUGGCGAAGAUUUUCUGGCUGGAAAAAAAAUUUUCGAGGAUAAAUAAUUUAAAAAUGUGUGAUGUAUCCAAGUUGAAACAAUUAAUAGGGUUUUCAGAGUGUUUUCUUCAAAAA